AAUUUCCAAUUCCCCAUCUUCAUUUUUCAACCUCGAGUCCACACAACACCACACUCACCGAAACAAAGAUAUUCACUCAUUCCCACUUGUCCUAGACUUCACACAAAAAAUAUAUGUAUUUUCGCCCCCAAACAGAAGCGAAACUUCCAGGAAUUUAAUAAGACUUCAUGAGAUAAGAACUAACAAAAAGUUAUAAAAAAAAGAAAAAAAAAGAAAACCAGCGCCGCCAAUAGUGAUUCGCCACGAUUAAGGUUCUGGCGACACACCAUGGCUAUAGCGGAUCACCGCCACCACCACCACCACAAAUCACAGUCUGACACGAAGCUGUUCAGGCUCUGUCCGUUUUGGCAGUCGGGCAAUACGUCGUCGUCUUCAUCUUCCACACAGAAUCUUACUCAUAGUAACAUCGGGAGUCUGAGCGGCCGACACGUGGAGGGGCCGUCCAAUCCAAAGCCGCCACCCAAAACGGUGUCGUCCGUUGCUCGAUCGCUACUCCCACCUCGCCGAAGGCUCCGCCUUGACCCUUCCAGCAACCUCUACUUCCCAAAUGAGCCUGGUAAACAGGUUAAGAGCGCGAUCAGAUUGAAGAACACCAGUAGGUCCCAUGUGGCGUUUAAGUUUCAAACUACGGCACCGAAGAGCUGUUAUAUGCGUCCUCCUGGUGGUAUCCUUGCUCCUGGAGAGAGCAUUAUUGCAACAGUGUUCAAAUUUGUGGAGCAUGUUGAGAACAAUGAAAAGCAAUUGGACUUGAAGAGCAAGAUUAAGUUCAAGAUCAUGAGUCUGAAGGUCAAAGGAGGAAUAGAUUAUGUACCUGAGCUGUUUGAGGAACAAAAGGAUGAAGUAACUGUUGAACGAAUAUUGCGGGUUGUAUUUUUAGAUGUGGAGCGUCAUAGUCCUGCAUUGGAAAAACUGAAGCGUCAAUUAGCUGAAGCUGAGGCUGCUCUUGAAUCACAAACACGCAAGAAACCUCCUGUAGACACAGGACCUCGGGUUGUUGGGGAAGGGCUUGUAAUAGAUGAAUGGAAAGAGCGAAGGGAGAAAUACCUGGCUCGACAGCAGGUUGAAGUGGUAGACUCAGCAUAAUGUGUGAUUUGCUCCAGCUGCAAGUGCUUUUGUCGGGACAAAAAUGUGGUUAUGUUGUAUGUUUCACUACAACUCAUCUAGUAACUGUUGUGGGAAGAUGGAUGGACCUCAGUCGGGAAGUCCAUGUGGAGGAAUAUGAGGAUCAAGAUACCAGAUUUUGGACUGAGCCAUUGUUCUUGUAGAUAAUGGAUUUUGCUUGUAUGAAAAUAAAUGCAUGUAAAUUUUUGUGUCUAGAGUGCCUGAUUUAUGUCAGGCUUUUAGUCUUUGUUUGUUAAGUAGUAUUUUACUCCAUUCAUAAGUAUAAGUUCAUCGGUUUCCUUGGAUGUA
Molecule: messenger RNA, 1410 nt
Organism: Quercus robur (English oak)
Lineage: Eukaryota; Viridiplantae; Streptophyta; Magnoliopsida; Fagales; Fagaceae
Product: vesicle-associated protein 4-1-like
Exons: 7
Coding region: 268-1083 (271 amino acids)
Biological process (GO): endoplasmic reticulum membrane organization
Cellular component (GO): endoplasmic reticulum membrane; plasma membrane
Source: RefSeq, a predicted model, not a curated record